CAGGUGGCACUCGCAGCAGCAAGGGUUGAGAAAAAAAACACCCAAUACAGGCUGUUCGCUUUCAUCUGGACCAAUCAGGUCUGGACUACGACACUGCCCGGGACUAUAAGAGGAUUGGGAGCCCCACACCAAAGCACCAUCCGGUCCGAAUUCCCCUGCAAGAACAGGCAAAUACAUGUCUCGUCCACCCAGCAGCCAUGAAAUUCUUCCUCCUCGCCGCCGUUGCCCUGCUCGCCCUGGCACACGGGAGCGUCGCACAGGACGCUGCUGACCUCCAAAAGCUCAGCCAGUACCUGGAUGAGAUGAAGGCCAAGGUGGCUCAAGAUCUGGGUCAGAUUCUUGGAAACCCAGACCUGGCCGGUCAGGCUCAGACCUUCCUGGAGGAGAACAAGAAGAAGCUGGAGCCUCUGGCCGCUCAGGUCCAGGAGCAGCUGAAGUCCGCCACCAGCAACAUGGACGAGACGCUCAGACCUCUGGCCGAACAGAUGCAGGCCCAGGUCCAGCCCAUGAUCGAGGACUUCCAGAAGCAGAUGGAGGGAAUCUUUCAGAAGCUGACCCAGCAGGCCAAAGCCAUCGGCCAGUAAACGGACCCAGUUCAGGGAGUGUUUUUUCUUUUCUUUUUUUUUUGUGCUUGUAAAAUGUUUUGACAUCUCUGUAGCAGCACAAUAAAAAAUAAAAAAAAUGGAGCACCAGGACGGCGUACGUGUCACUCUGUGGAUUUACAUUAGCUGAAAUCUCAACCUUUUUGGGGAUAUGAAACUUCCUGUUAGAACAACAGACUCAAAACGGAAUAAAGUAGGCAUCAGAAAGUUUGAGGAG
Messenger RNA from Menidia menidia (Atlantic silverside), 819 nucleotides. The record is from the annotation of a GenBank genome assembly. Lineage: Eukaryota; Metazoa; Chordata; Actinopteri; Atheriniformes; Atherinopsidae.